Molecule: messenger RNA, 374 nt
Organism: Prorocentrum cordatum
Lineage: Eukaryota; Dinophyceae; Prorocentrales; Prorocentraceae
Source: the annotation of a GenBank genome assembly
AGCCGUUUCAGCCUUCGAGUUCGCGACAAUGCAGAAUCCGUUUAGCGUUACCGGCACGCCUGAUGGCGGCCAUCUGUCUAUCAUGCAGCAAUCAUAUUUUAUCAAUCGGGUCGGCUUCGCGCUCUGGGAGGCCGCCAUGCUCGCGCUCGCGUGGCUGUUCCCCGCGGCGAGCGCCGAGGUGUGCUUUGGAGCCCUUGGGCUGCCGUUGGUGGUAGCCGUGGCCGUGAAGGCGCAGGCGCCCGCGGCCGCGGGGCCGGCGCGCCUCGAGGCCCUCGACGACCUCGGGGAGGAGGGCCCUCGCCCAGGCGGGGAGCCCGCCUCCUGCGGGGUGCCGUCGCGGGCAGGGGGCGCGGCCGCCGCCGCUGUCCAGGUGG